This is a messenger RNA of Candidozyma haemuli, 840 nucleotides long. RefSeq names its product prohibitin subunit. The record is from RefSeq and is a predicted model, not a curated record. Gene Ontology annotation, biological process: mitochondrion organization. The transcript has a single exon. NCBI's taxonomy places the organism in Eukaryota, Fungi, Ascomycota, Pichiomycetes, Serinales, Metschnikowiaceae. The coding region runs from base 1 to 840 and encodes 279 amino acids. Gene Ontology annotation, cellular component: membrane; mitochondrion.
AUGUCCAAACGUGUUCUCGACAGAAUCAGCAGCCUUGCCAUUCCUGCAGGUCUCACAUUUGCUCUUGUUCAAGCAUCCAUUUACGACGUCGAAGGAGGCAAGAGAGCUGUCAUUUUCGAUCGUCUUAGCGGUGUCCAGUCGAAGGUGAUUGGUGAAGGUACUCACUUUGCCAUUCCAUGGUUGCAGAAGCCAAUUAUCUACGACGUGAGAACGAAACCUAAGACUAUUGCUACUACUACGGGUUCUAAGGAUUUGCAGAAUGUGUCAUUGACUCUCAGAGUGUUGCACAGACCAGAGGUGUUGAACCUUCCUAAGAUUUACCAGACUUUGGGUUUGGAUUACGACGAGAGAGUGUUGCCAGCCAUUGGUAACGAGAUUUUGAAGAGUAUUGUGGCUCAAUUUGAUGCUGCUGAGCUUAUUACUCAGAGAGAGGUGGUGAGUGCUAGAAUUCGCCAGGAGCUCUCGAGAAGAGCCAACGAGUUCAACAUCCGUUUGGAGGAUGUGUCCAUCACCCACAUGACUUUCGGUAAGGAGUUCACCAAGGCUGUUGAGCAGAAGCAGAUUGCCCAGCAGGACGCUGAGAGAGCCAAGUUCUUGGUCGACAGAGCCGAACAGGAGAGGAAAGCUUCGGUUAUCAGAGCCGAGGGUGAAGCUGAGGCCGCCGACACAGUUUCCAAGGCAUUGGCCAAGGCUGGUGACGGUCUUUUGAAGAUUAGAAGAUUGGAAGCUUCUAAGGAGAUUGCCCAAACGUUAUCGGGCUCGCCAAGUGUGUCUUACUUGCCUUCUGGCAAGGCCGGCGAGGAGUCUAAGAACAGCUUAUUGUUGAACAUCGCCCGUUAA